Liolophura sinensis is the source of this 552-nucleotide messenger RNA. RefSeq lists its product as uncharacterized. The coding region runs from base 83 to 427 and encodes 114 amino acids. The record is from RefSeq and is a predicted model, not a curated record. NCBI's taxonomy places the organism in Eukaryota, Metazoa, Mollusca, Polyplacophora, Chitonida, Chitonidae. The transcript is spliced from 4 exons.
GUUUUGCAUGAAGGCACUCUGUAUAUAAACCGCGCUUCAACGAUUAAACACAGACUCGAGCUUCCCAGAUAGAGCAGUCAAGAUGAAGGUUUAUAUCCAGUUGUGUCUUGUUGGUAUUCUGUGUGCUAUUGCCAGCGCGAAAAAAUGCAUUAUAUCUGCGGAUUGCAAGAAUAAUCAAGGUCGAGAAGUAUGCUACAACCAAGAGUGCCACAAAGACAUACCGUGCAACAAGGACAACGACUGUUUCUUCUGGGGUGCUGCGGAUGUUGCUUACAAUUUCCCUCACCCCAGAUGUUAUGAUUUCCCUCACGUCCAGAGGGAACCAGGAUACGGAACCUGCCUGCUCGUCGAAUUCGCAGAUCACCUGUUCAACAGAAUACCCGGUGAGGAUGUCGCGAAUAUCAAGGAGGACGAUCCUACGCAAUAGAAAGCUGUUCCAAAAUCUUCAACAAUGGGAUUUUCAACUACAUGUAAAACAAUAAUAAGAUAGACAGUAUGCUUCAAUGGUGAUCACGACUUGUGCAGAAGUUCGUAAUAAAUAAUUCAAAUCAA